GCAGCGGGUGAGCAGCUCAGCCUCGCACUCGCCGGGAUACUCAAAAAACUGCUACCUAUCACCGAGUGGGACCCCGCUCGUGAGGCUUUUACUGAGGAAGCGACUCUGUCACUGUGGAACAACAACCCAGACCCGGCCAAGUGGGUUGCGGCUGUGUGCUACAACCAGGCAUGGGAUGUCAGCAACAAGGCAGGCAUUUCGGACGUGGUGAGCUUGAAAUUCAGUCUCGGUGCUUUUAAUACCGACUACGAUUGCAUGUACAUUGGGAAGGGCACGCAGUUUUUCACCCAGGGUGAUGGUGGUUUUAUCAACCUUCGUUACCAAUACGACGACAAAGCUUGCAAAUAUGAUCCUAUCAGCGGUGAUCUUUCUUGCUAG
Bipolaris sorokiniana ND90Pr is the source of this 378-nucleotide messenger RNA. RefSeq lists its product as uncharacterized. The transcript has 2 exons. Lineage: Eukaryota; Fungi; Ascomycota; Dothideomycetes; Pleosporales; Pleosporaceae. The annotation marks the transcript as partial. The record is from RefSeq and is a predicted model, not a curated record.